CCCCUCCCUCUCCCCCCUCUCCCCCUCUCUCUCCCUGGGUGUUUUUUUUCCCCCUUCCCCUCCUUUUUCCCCUGCCCUCUCCUCACUCCCUGGCGCUCUCUCGCUCUAGCUCUCUCUCUCUCGCGCUCGCUCGCUCUCGCUCUCACCCUCGCUCUGCGUUCUGUCCGGGAGGAGUACCCAGAAGCCAAUAGGAUGCGGGGUCUCUAAUGGAUGCAAAUGAUGGAGAAAAGACGGGGCAAAAUAUGAAACAACUCAUUUGGAGGGAAGUAAAUCACCGAAAACUGUUUAUGAACUGGCAUCCCUUCUUCGAAAUGUAAAGCGAGGACCUCUUUAAGUGGCGGUAUAUUUUUGUUUGGGGGGUGGGGGGUGGGGGGAGGGCGAGCGAGCCGCGGCUGCCAUGCAGGCUUAGACUUUUGCAGGCUUCGCUCUUCUAUUCCUGGAAAUCACAAAAAGUGUAGCGGCUUCGAGAUCUUCUUCGCCUUUUCUUUCUUUUCCUUCCUUCCUUCUCUCUUUCCCCCCCCUCCUCCUCCCUUUUCCUCUCCUUUCCAGGCGAGGGUGACUAGGAGCGGGCGAAUCCGCGUUUUUUUUCCUCUCUCUCUCUCUCUCUCUCUCUCUCUCUCUCUCUCUCUCUCUCUCUCUCUCUCCCUCCCUUUCCCCCUCCCCACCCCCUCCCCAACAGCCCCCAACUACAGCCUGCGCCGCCGCCGCCGCCUCAAAAUUCAAUAAAAUGAGCUCUUAUUUCGUCAACUCACUGUUCUCCAAAUACAAAACCGGGGAGUCCCUGCGCCCCAAUUACUAUGACUGCGGCUUCGCCCAGGACCUGGGCGGCCGACCCACCGUGGUGUACGGUCCCAGCAGCGGCGGCAGCUUCCAGCACCCGUCGCAAAUCCAGGAGUUCUACCACGGGCCAUCGUCGCUGUCCACGGCUCCCUACCAGCAGAACCCGUGUGCCGUGGCGUGCCACGGGGACCCCGGCAACUUCUACGGCUACGACCCGCUGCAGCGCCAGAGCCUGUUCGGUGCGCAGGAUCCAGACCUGGUGCAGUACGCAGACUGCAAGCUCGCGGCCGCCAGCGGCCUGGGCGAGGAGGCCGAGGGGUCUGAGCAGAGCCCGUCGCCCACACAGCUCUUUCCCUGGAUGCGCCCUCAAGCAGCCGCCGGACGCAGGCGAGGCCGCCAGACCUACAGCCGCUACCAGACCCUGGAGCUGGAGAAGGAGUUCCUAUUUAAUCCCUAUCUGACUCGCAAGCGGAGGAUCGAGGUAUCGCACGCGCUGGGACUAACAGAGAGACAGGUCAAAAUCUGGUUCCAGAACCGGAGGAUGAAGUGGAAAAAAGAGAAUAACAAAGACAAGUUCCCCAGCAGUAAGUGCGAGCAGGAGGAGCUGGAGAAAGAGAAGCUGGAGCGGGCGCCAGAGACCGCCGCCGAGCAGGGCGAUGCGCAGAAGGCCGACAAGAAGUAGGCUCCAGCUGGGACUGCUUGGGCCGGGGCUUGCCCGCACGUCCGCCGGUCCCUCCCGCGACCACGCCGCCGCCGCCGCCGCC
Peromyscus eremicus (cactus mouse) is the source of this 1544-nucleotide messenger RNA. RefSeq names its product homeobox B8 (gene Hoxb8). Lineage: Eukaryota; Metazoa; Chordata; Mammalia; Rodentia; Cricetidae. Gene Ontology annotation, molecular function: DNA-binding transcription factor activity, RNA polymerase II-specific; RNA polymerase II transcription regulatory region sequence-specific DNA binding. The coding region runs from base 728 to 1462 and encodes 244 amino acids. Gene Ontology annotation, biological process: regulation of transcription by RNA polymerase II. Gene Ontology annotation, cellular component: nucleus. The record is from RefSeq and is a predicted model, not a curated record. The transcript has 2 exons.